Molecule: messenger RNA, 3315 nt
Organism: Diutina rugosa
Lineage: Eukaryota; Fungi; Ascomycota; Pichiomycetes; Serinales; Debaryomycetaceae
Exons: 2
Coding region: 1-3315 (1104 amino acids)
Biological process (GO): barbed-end actin filament capping; mitotic actomyosin contractile ring assembly; actin filament bundle assembly
Cellular component (GO): cell division site; cellular bud neck; mating projection tip
Molecular function (GO): small GTPase binding; actin binding
Source: RefSeq, a predicted model, not a curated record
AUGAAGCGCAAGGACCCCAACCACGACGACGCGCGGGGGUUCACGCGGCUGCCGCAGCGGCACGACCACCGGGUGCUGCUGCUGCUGAUUUUCAGCUUCCGCAAGCAGCGGGCGCCGCUGGCCUACGACGACGUGUCGCUGCUUGAGCUGGCGCUGGCGCUGGUGGAGCGCCCCCCGUCGUCGGCGUACUCGAUCUACCCGCACGCGGCCCAGUUGCCCGGCCAGGCCCACCUGCGGCUGGCGCUGGCGUACCUGAUCCUGACGGUGCCGCUGACGGCGCCGCUGCUGGUGCCGCUGGCGGUCGAGGUCGUCGCCAACCCCAUGCACCACCACCCGGCGCUGGCAGCGCUGUUGAAAGCUAGCGCCACCAACCCCGCGGCGCCGCUGCCGAUGCACCAUCACCCGACCCCCGCCCAGCAUAAGCGGCGUCACCAGUUCGGCACCACCAAAUCCAACAAUAAGCCGCCCCCACCAAAAAUCCACCACCCGUCGCUCGCUCGCGACUUCCAUUUGGAGAAGCCGCUGCUGGACGCCGAGAUCGAACAGCGGUUCCGGCUCAUCAUGGAGAAACGCGAUUUCAAACUGUUGCCGGAGCUGGCGAAGCAGGAGAUGGCCAACUAUAAUAUUGACAAGAAGUGGAUGCUUAUCUACCAGGACGCCUUAGCGGAGUACGCACGCACAGGGUCAGUGCCUCUACCCGCGACCGAGAACGCCGCCGCCCCGCAAUUCUAUACCCGGAAGCUUCUCGAGGCUUCCAUUCUGGCCACCGAUUUAAAGAACCUCUGGGUCAGUUUGCGUACUGAGCCCAUCGAGUGGGUGCGGCGCUUCAUCUACGACUACCAGGGCGAUCUGCUUUUGCUGCAGUACUUGAUCAAAGUGCACGAUGAGAUCUGCGCCCGCGAAUGGCACUUAAUCUCCGACGACUUGUUUGAUCGCGAGUUCGAAACGUUGAAAGCGCUAAAGUGUAUGAUGAACCAGAAAUUGGGCGCCGAGCGUGUGCGAACCGAUGUUGGCCUCUACGUGAAAGCGAUCCUGGGUCUGUUAUUGCUGCCACGGAUCAUCACCCGCAGAAUGGCAGCCGAACAGCUCACGUUCAUGCUUGCCUACUACCUGGAAAACGGCGCCAACAUCGAUAAGUACCGCCGCAUUCUCGCCGCCAUCGACGCCAUCCCGCAACUGCCGUGGUUCGAUUUCGACCCGUCGCAUAAAGGACGCGUCAUCCGCCAACGAGGCCACCCCGACCAGUAUAAGCGGUUUGAACUCUGGUUAUCGGUAGUGGAGAAAACCGUUGAUGGGAAAGGGACAUUUGCUGGACUGACAGUGGGAGCUCUGGAAGAGUUUAAGCUCGCCAAUAAUGGCAGUGCCACGCUGGCAUCGCCGGAAAACAACUUAUACGAGUACUGCCUCGGCACCAUGCUUUUGGUCAAUACUAUUGUCCACUUUGUCGUUGAUUACCGCUCGAGAAUCCACUUACGGGCUCAGUUUACUGCCGCCGGGAUUGACCGGCUCAUGCCCAAAUUUGAACUGCUAGGCUACGAUCAAUUACGUCAUCAAGUGGCUAACUACCGUGAGGCUCAGCGUAGCGACGCCCAGGAGCUUAAGGAAGCUGAACUGAUCGAUCAGGAUUUGGAUUUCAAUAACCCGAAGGAGUUAAUUGACCUGAUGUGGAAAUCCGUCGACGCUGAGGCUCAGGGGUACUUGCUCUCAGCAUUACAGCACUUAUACUUGACUCAUACCUCAGGCAAUAACUCUGAUCAGCUGCGUACGCUUAGAUUACUCGAUGGCAUUGUCCAGAACAUGGGAUCGCAACUGCUGGGCCACGACGACGCCGCGUUGGGGAUCGCCAUGAACCAGUUGAUGGCGCUGAUGCUGACGGACGACAUGUACCAGAAGGCGAUGAACGAAGCCCGGCAGUAUAAGAAGAUGGCUGAAGAAGCGACGGCCGAAAGAGACGAUUUACUGAGACAAUUGGGCCUUGGCGCCGAAGGGUUGAUUGCCAACUUGAACAAUGAAAUCAGAGAGCAACAGGCAGUGAUGAUGCGUACUCGUCGUCUUAACGAAGAGCUUAAUGAAGAGCUUGAAGAGUUGAAACGCAAGCAUUUAUUGGAAAAGCAGGAACAGGAGCUUGAGAUGAGAGAGUUGUUGAUCAUGCUUGAUAACGAGGCUGACGAGAAGAAGGAUAACGACCGUUUGGUACGCAAACUUAAGGGCCAGAUCCACCGUAAGCGCGCCGAAUACAAGCUUGAGAACCGCCAGUUCGGCACCCAGGUGGAGCCGCUGCUGCGGCUUCGCAAGUUGCGUGACCAGAUGGGCGAUAUCGAGAACAUGGCCAGAGAGUUGGAAAUGACCGAUUUCGACGAAAUGAUGAAACCUCCGCCCAUCGACGAAAUCGAGGAAGUGGAAGACUUGCUGCUGCUGCUGUCGCUGUCGCUGUCAAGACUGCUGGCGUUAGAAGAGCUUUCCGAGGAGGUGAUUGCCGAUAUCACUACCCCGCAACCACCUCCCGUGGCGAGAGAACCGACGCCUCCGCCUCGUCCUAUCCGCACCGACGACCUCGAAAAGCUCGACAGCUUGCGCAAGAAGCUCGAGCUGUUGCAGCUGGAGCUGAACGACAUCAUGAAGUUCAACCACCUGGCGAUGUUCUCCAAGCAGCGGUACAUGGCGAUCGAGCGGCUCCACGAGCUCGAGAACCUGUUCCGCGACUUCAAUUUGGACUUCUCCACGCCCCAGGACGAACAGCAGGAGUUCUCGUUUGCUGAAAGCGUCGACCCCGUGGUGCGGCUGAAGAUCCAGCACGAGUACGCCCAAAUCGAGAAGAUGAAGGAGGAGCUUAGACAGAAGCUUGCCGCGGCCGAUGAAGCCAAUACUAACGCUGCUCAAGCCGAACAGAUGGCUCAAGACCGGUACAUGGCGGCCAUGGCUAAGCUUGAAGCGGCUCAGUUGAUUGAAGACGAAGCGGAGAAGGCUCAAGCAGCAUCGCAGCUGGCGCUUGCCAGAUUGGAAGACCGUUAUGGUCGGGGCAAGCGAGAACCCACGGAAGCGGAGAAGGCGAGAAUGGUGGAUAUCCCCAAGGGAGCUAAGCGUUUGAACCGCCAAGCUACCGUCACUAAUAUGGACCCAGCAUUCUUACAAGAACUCUCUCUGAAAGUGGGCCACUCGCCGGCAACGUCAGCGGCGUCGUCAGUGGCUCCUCUGCCUGCCAUCCCUCAAACUGAGGCCAAGAAGGAUGAGGUUAAGGAAGAAGCUAAGGAAGAACCAAAGAAGGAAGAAGCUAAGGACGAGGCUAAAGAGGAAGUUAAGGAGACCUCCUCCUAA